Talaromyces rugulosus is the source of this 480-nucleotide messenger RNA. RefSeq lists its product as uncharacterized. Lineage: Eukaryota; Fungi; Ascomycota; Eurotiomycetes; Eurotiales; Trichocomaceae. Bases 1 to 480 code for a protein of 159 amino acids. The transcript has a single exon. The record is from RefSeq and is a predicted model, not a curated record.
AUGGUUCUCACCAAAAUCGAGAACCCGAUCGUCAUGGAACAUGCUCACAUCUAUCCAUUCUCGUUGGGAAUAGCCGGGCAAAGGCAAUCGUUCUGGGAUGGACUUAGGCUAUUUUGGCUAGAGGAAGUUGUCGAUAUAUGGCACGAAAUCCUGGGCACAGCCCAAGGAACGGAACGACUGGUCAAUACGAUGAUGUUGGAUUGUACGUCCCAUAGAGCCUGGGGUGCGGCUCUCUUCGCCUUCAAGUUUGAGAAAAUUAGUGAGGACAAGCGACAAAUGAACCUCAAGUUCUACUGGCUGCCACGUCGUACCAUGGAGCCUCAAAUGACGCUUUCGAAAGAGGAAUUUUUGAAAAGUCCUGAAAUACCAUCUGAACGUUCACUUGGCCCGGGAUUUUUGCAAUUCUUUACCGUCAGAACCGGUCAAACAAUCAAGUCUGGUGAUAUCAUCACGCUAUACACUCUCGGCAGCAACCAUUGA